AUGGCCGCUGCUCGCCCUGGCCCUGCUGCCGCCGCAGCUGACGAGCAGGAUGACUCCCGAUCGUCGUCAUCAACCAAUUCCCCCGCGCCCGCCGACAACGAAGAGUCCGACUUUUUCCUCGGCGCCAACGACUCGCAGUCCUCGUUCGGCGUCCCGAACAUCCAGGACAUGGCCGUUGACGAUACCUGCUGGCCGCCGGUUAACCGCCUGCCCAACGAGAUCCUGAUCAGCGUCUUUUCCAAGCUCAGCUCCACCUCCGACCUCUACCACUGCAUGCUCGUCUCCAAGCGAUGGGCUAGGAAUGCCGUCGACCUGUUGUGGCACCGCCCUGCCUGCACCGACUGGAAGAAGCACAGCAGUAUUUGCCAGACCCUGGGCCUCGAGCAACCCUUCUUCAGCUACCGCGACUUCAUCAAGCGCCUGAACUUGGCCGCCCUUGCCGAUAAAGUCAACGAUGGCAGUGUCAUGCCUCUGUCCGUCUGUACCCGCGUCGAACGCUUGACCCUCACAAACUGCCGCGGUCUGACCGACUCGGGCUUGAUUGCCCUGGUUGAAAACAGCAACUCGUUGCUGGCCCUGGACAUCUCCAACGACAAGAACAUCACCGAGCAGUCCAUCAACGCCAUAGCCGAGCACUGCAAGCGGCUCCAGGGUCUAAACAUUUCGGGCUGCGAGAACAUCUCCAACGAGAGCAUGAUUGCUCUAGCGCACAGUUGCAAGUUCAUCAAGCGGUUGAAACUCAACGAGUGUAAUCAGCUCCGAGAUGAUGCCAUUCUCGCCUUUGCGGAGCACUGCCCCAACAUUCUUGAAAUAGAUCUUCAUCAGUGUACCUGGAUUGGCAACAGCCCGGUGACAUCGCUGCUGGCUAGGGGCAACUGCCUGCGCGAGCUACGAUUGGCGAGCUGCGACCUCAUCGACGACGAGGCCUUCCUGUCUCUGCCCCCUAACCGAAUCUUUGAACACCUCCGCAUCCUCGACCUAACAUCCUGCACUCGCCUGACCGACGCGGCGGUCCAGAAGCUUAUUGAUGUUGCCCCACGCCUCCGAAACCUCGUCCUGGCCAAGUGCCGCAACAUCACCGAUGCAGCUGUCCAUGCCAUCUCGAAGCUCGGUAAGAACCUGCACUACGUGCAUCUGGGCCACUGUGGGCAGAUCACGGACGAGGGCGUCAAGAAGCUAGUCCAAAACUGCAACCGCAUCCGAUACAUCGACCUCGGCUGCUGCACGAACCUGACCGACGAGUCUGUCAAGCGGUUGGCACUGCUCCCGAAGCUGAAGAGGAUAGGCUUGGUCAAGUGCAGCUCCAUCACGGACGACUCUGUGUUCGCCCUCGCCGAGGCGGCCUACCGCCCUAGGGUACGAAGAGAUGCAAGUGGAAUGUUUGUGGGUGGCGAGUACUAUGCCUCGAGCUUGGAACGUGUCCAUCUCAGCUACUGUAUCAACCUAACACUCAAGAGCAUCAUGAAGCUUCUCAACUCAUGCCCCAGACUUACUCACCUCAGCUUGACUGGCGUUGCUGCCUUCCAGCGGGAUGAUUUCCAACCCUUCUGCCGAACAGCACCCCCAGAGUUUACACAGCAUCAGCGGGACGUUUUCUGCGUUUUCUCCGGUACCAUGGUACCCAAGUUCCGCGACUUCCUUGGCACCUCGCCCCAGUUUGAAGAGCUCCGAGAGAGCUUCCCAUCGAGGCCAAACGGCCGUCUUCCCAUCGACCCCAAUCGAAGAAACCCCUUUCCGAUCAUACGGCAACCCACGGGCGCUCUCCUUGCUGUGGACGGGGAGGGCUUCGACGACGAGAUGGCCGACGAGGAAAAUGAUUUUGAAGGACUGGACGGUGCCGACAUGGUAGUGGAUGCCCAAGUCCAAAACCCAAUGGGUCUCGGAGAUGCCAACGGACCGGUCAACAUGGGCUUUGCACAACCGAUCCCGGUGCCGCCUACGCAACCCGGCACAGGUCAGAAUCCCUCUGUGAUACAAGUCGCCCGCGGCGGGUCGCAGCAGUUUAUGUCUGAACCACGAAACCUCCAAGAAAUUCUUGACACCAUUUUACCAGGGAAUGCUCCUCGUAUCGGUCAAGCAAGCGCUGCGACGGUCGGAAACGGCUCAGGCUCCCGGCAAGCGAGCGCUACUUUCGGAGUCAACGGCGACGUCAUCAUGGGCAUGGGAGCCAGCACUGCAACAAUCCAUCGGCAGCAAGAGAAUGGCUCGCAGCCAGACGGAAUGAAUUGA
Molecule: messenger RNA, 2229 nt
Organism: Ilyonectria robusta
Lineage: Eukaryota; Fungi; Ascomycota; Sordariomycetes; Hypocreales; Nectriaceae
Exons: 4
Coding region: 1-2229 (742 amino acids)
Biological process (GO): SCF-dependent proteasomal ubiquitin-dependent protein catabolic process
Cellular component (GO): SCF ubiquitin ligase complex
Molecular function (GO): protein binding
Source: RefSeq, a predicted model, not a curated record